Messenger RNA from Rubroshorea leprosula, 4494 nucleotides. NCBI's taxonomy places the organism in Eukaryota, Viridiplantae, Streptophyta, Magnoliopsida, Malvales, Dipterocarpaceae. The record is from the annotation of a GenBank genome assembly.
GAUCUCUCACAGGAAGUGAAGUUUGAAAUUCGGCGGGUAGAUGGUAGGGAGAAUGAGCUCCAGAUCGACGGAGAAGCUCGCCGGUCUGGCUAACUCGGUGAGGUUAGCCAGGGACAUACCUUCAAAACUCGAUAGCCUGCGUCAAUUGAAGCUGGAUUUGUCAGGUGAAGAUUCUGUUUCGCUUUCUCAGUUCCUCCCUGAGUCCUUCGACCUCCUCUCCGACGGCUUCGCUCCGGUUCGGAAGCUAGUCACCGAGAUUGUUGGUGAGAUUGGGGUGAAUCACAUUGAAUUUGUACCUGAGAUUGUACCUGUAUUAAUGAAGGUUUUGGACGACGAUACACCUGCUGUUGCUCGUCAAGCUAUUGCUUCUGGAAUCGAUUUAUUUCGUUCUACCCUUGAAAAAGUUGCAAUUCAGGGCCUCCACACCAGUGAAUUGGAAAAUGAUCUUGAAUUAGCAUGGUCAUCGAUGCUAAAGUUCAAGGAAAAGAUAUACUCAAUAGCUUUCCAGCCAGGAAGUGGUGGAAUAAGGUUGCUGGCACUGAAGUUUGUUGAAGCAGUCAUUAUUCUUAACACUCCUGACCCUAAUGGCUCCUUAGAGCCCCCUCAUGAUGGAACCUCUGUAGAAUUUAAUAUAUCUUGGCUUCGUGGGGGCCAUCCCGUACUCAAAGUUGGAGAUUUGUCAAUUGAAGCUAGCAAAAUGUUGGGGUUGUUGCUUGAUCAGCUUAGAUUCCCUGCAGUAAAAUCUCUUAGCAGCUCAAUGGUUGUUGUACUUGUUAAUAGUCUUUCAGCAAUUGCAAAGAAAAGACCUGCAUAUUAUGGACGCAUUUUACCAGUUCUACUUGGUCUAGAACCUCCAAGCUUUGUUAUCAAAGGGGUGAAAGUUUAUGGGGCAAAUCUUGCCUUGAAAAACGCCUUCCUCUCUUGCUUGAAAUGUACACACCCAAGUGCCGCACCGUGGCGUGAUCGUUUGCUCAGUGCCUUGAGAGGGAUGAAAGCUGGUGGUCUGGCAGAGCAGGCUCUAAAGCAAGAUUACAGUGCUAAUGGAAGUACAGAAAGAGAGGGAAAAGAUGAUUGUCUGUUUACUGAGGAUGAUAAAUCCUUGGUUAAAGCAUUGGAUAUUGUGCCUGGCAACCUGGGUAGGAAGAGGUCUGGAACUGAGGACAGCACCGACAUAGCCAGAAAUAAUGAAGUGUCUGGAAAACGUGUCAAAUCAACGCCUGGUUUCUCCGAAGAGCCAAUAAAAGACUUAAGUAGCAAUCUUAGUGUGUCUCAGGAUGGCAAAUCUUCUAGUCAACCAACUACUAAUAGAGGGGAUGCUCAUUCUGGGCCUGUCCAGCAACUUGUUGCCAUGUUUGGUGUCUUGGUUGCUCAAGGUGAAAAGGCUGUCGCACCUUUGGAAAUUCUUAUUUCAAGUAUAUCUGCUGACUUGCUAGCGGAGGUUGUGAUUUUUAACAUGUGCAACCUUCCUCCCAAACGUCCUCAUAAUGAUGGAGAUGAUGAAUCGCUGCUGAACAUGAGCAUAGUUGGCAGCAGCACUCAAGCCAAGUAUCCACCAUCAUUUUUGGCUGAUGUUCUUUCACUUUCGAGUACUUUCCCACCAAUAGCCUCAUUGCUUGAUUCUAAUCAGUCAGCAUCCAAUGAUAUAGUGAUGCAGAAGAUGGGAGAGGAAGAAUUUGAUGUUGUGCCUGUCACUGAUAUACCGUCUGACAUAAUUCAUGGAUCCAAAAAUGAAAUGUCACCAACUUAUUUACCAGAGUCUUCUGACAUUGUUUUGCCUGGAGAUGAGAAGGUUGAUCUAGCUACUGAAUCUGGUGUCCAUGAGAUUGGUAAUCUGGAGAGUGAGAUGGAGAUACCUGGUCUGGAUUCUUCUGUACGUAAUGAUGGAUUAUCAGAUACCCAGGCUGCUUCCUCACUGGCCUCUACUGAUUUAGAAGAUGCCAGUCAAGAGCAAGUUACAAGUUUCAGUGGCAGAUCACCCAUGCAUGUGCUUCCAUCAAUGUCAACAGAUAGGUCUGAGGAGCUUAGUCCAAAAGCAUCCUUUAUGGAUUCCAGCAGCCUGGUUUCCUCAACGGCAACUUCUGUGGGUUUGUCUAGUACUUUUGUCUUGCCCAAGAUGACAGCACCAAUUGUCAAUCUUUCUGAAGAAGAGAAGGAUGAUUUGCAAAAAUUGGCUUUUAUACGCAUCAUUGAGGCAUAUAAACAAAUAACAGUAGCUGGAGGGUCACAAGCUCGCUUUUUUCUUCUUCCUUAUUUAGGAGUGGAGCUGCCCUCGGAUUUAGACCCAUGGAAACUGCUAAGUGAACACAUCUUGUCAGAUUAUGUGAAUCAUGAGGGACAUGAGUUGACAUUGCGUGUGCUCUACAGGUUAUUUGGUGAGGCAGAAGAGGAACAAGAUUUCUUAUCUUGUACAAAUGCUGCCUCUGCUUAUGAAACAUUCUUUCUGACAGUGGCUGAAACUCUCAGGGAUUCUUUUCCUCCUUCAGACAAAUCUUUAAGUAAAUUGCUCAGUGAAGCUCCAUACCUGCCAAAAUCAGUUUUGAAUCUGUUAGAGUGCCUGUGUUCUCCUGAAACCUCAGAUAAAGCUGAGGAGUUACAAAGUGGAGAUCGAGUUACUCAAGGUCUCAGCACUAUAUGGAGCUUGAUUCUGCUGAGGCCUCCCAUUCGAGAUGUCUGCUUGAAAAUUGCUUUGCAGAGUGCAGUUCAUCACCUUGAGGAAGUCCGAAUGAAGGCAAUACGUCUGGUAGCAAACAAACUUUACCCUUUAUCAUCCAUUGCCAAACAAAUUGAAGAUUUUGCAAAGGAAAUGUUGCUCUCUGUGGCAACUGGUGAUUCUACAGAAAUAACAGAUGCUGAGGGACCAACCAUGGAGUCACUGAAGGAUCCUUGUUUAGAAAGACAAUCAGAUGAGCAUCAGUCAGCUAGUGCCACCACCAAAGAUACAUCCACUGUCAUUCACGAAUCAUGCACAUCUCAGAGCAUGUCAUCUCUUUCAGUCCCUGAGGCACAGAGGUGCAUGUCACUGUAUUUUGCCCUGUGCACAAAGAAGCACUCUCUCUUCCGCCAAAUAUUUGUUGUCUAUAAAAGUGCACCGCAGGCAGUUAAGCAGGCAGUCCACCGUCAUGUCCCCAUUCUAGUUCGUACUAUGGGCUCAUCAUCUGAGCUUCUUGAGAUUAUUUCAGACCCUCCAAGUGGAAGUGAGAACCUCCUCAUGCAGGUUUUGCAUACACUGACGGAAGGAACUAUUCCUUCCAAAGAAUUGAUAUUUGCCAUUAAGAAGUUGUUUGAUGCAAAAUUGAAGGAUAUAGAAAUUCUAGUUCCUGUGUUGCCAUUUCUUCCCAGAGAUGAGGUUUUGCUGCUUUUUCCUCAUAUUGUUAAUCUUCCACCAGAUAAGUUUCAAGCUGCACUUACUCGUGUAUUACAGGGGUCAUCUCAUUCUGACCAAGUACUCUCUCCUGCUGAAGUGUUAAUAGCCAUUCAUGGUAUUGAUCCUGACAGAGAUAGAAUUCCAUUGAAGAAGAUCACAGAUGCAUGUAAUGCAUGUUUUGAGCAGCGGGAGAUAUUCACCCAACAGGUUCUAGCAAAGGUCUUGAACCAACUGGUUGAGCAGAUUCCUCUUCCUUUGCUCUUCAUGCGGACUGUAUUACAAGCCAUUGGUGCAUUUCCAGCAUUGGUUGAAUUUAUAAUGGAGAUACUUUCUCGUCUUGUAAGCAAGCAGAUAUGGAAAUACCCAAAAUUGUGGGUGGGAUUCUUGAAAUGUGCACAAUUGACAAAGCCUCAGUCAUUCAGCGUGUUGCUUCAGCUACCUCCCCUACAACUUGAGACUGCAUUGAAUAGAACUCCGGGACUUAAAUCUGCUUUGGCUGCUCACGCUAGCCAACCAAAUAUCCGGUCAAUGCUUCCAAGGUCAGUAUUGGUAGUUUUGGGGCUGGCCCCAGAUUCUCAGACUUCUAGCCUGGCACAAGGUAGUCAGGCUCAAACCGGAGAUGCAAGCAACUCAGAGAAAGAUGAAAUUGCGGAGAAAUCUUUCAACUCAGAGAAGGAUGCCACGCCAGAUAAAUCUGUCCACUCAGAUAAGGAUGCCAUGCCAGAGAAAUCUCUCAACUCAGAUAAGGAUUCCGUCGGUGAGAAAUCUCUAAACUCGGAGAAUGAUGUAGUGGCAGAGAAGUCUAAAGAAUCGCCUAGUCCUAGCUAAAGCUCCAGAAAAUCAGUUUUGUAGUCUUAUGCCUUUGGGUGAAAGUGACAUUGCCGAGCCUUGGAUUAGUUUUCCGGAUGGAUAUACACCGCACCCAAAAUCAUGGUCUUCUGUGCUGCAAUGUAUUACGGCUGAAGCUAGGAUAAAAAAGCUCCCGGCCUGUAUCAUAGUCUCCUACACCUGAAGCAUGCAUCAGAUGCCUGGUGAAAAAAAUUGUUAUACUAAUCCUAUGUUUGAUUUCUUUUUUAUUUUUAAUAAGAAUACUAAAAUUUCCCAAAGAGUUGCCCCUUUUUUCCUUUUGA